Schistocerca nitens (vagrant locust) is the source of this 4814-nucleotide messenger RNA. It is a transcript of the gene Mrgn1, whose product is annotated as probable E3 ubiquitin-protein ligase MGRN1. Gene Ontology annotation, molecular function: ubiquitin protein ligase activity. The record is from RefSeq and is a predicted model, not a curated record. Gene Ontology annotation, biological process: protein ubiquitination. Gene Ontology annotation, cellular component: cytoplasm. Lineage: Eukaryota; Metazoa; Arthropoda; Insecta; Orthoptera; Acrididae. Bases 114 to 2162 code for a protein of 682 amino acids. The transcript has 13 exons.
UAUAUUAACUUUGAUUUACUGUUGACAUAAUUUGACGUUUUGGUAUGCACAGUGGUAUAACACAUUGAAAAUUUGUGUUUGUUGUUUGUAGGGAUAUAGUUACAACAGUCGUGAUGGGAGCAUUUACAAGUAGACAACAUGCAGGCGUUGAAGAAGUUGAUAUUGUAUCGAAUCACGCAUAUAAAUACCCACCUAGAUCAGGUAAUUAUUUUGGCAGUCACUUCAUAAUGGGUGGAGAAAGAUUUGACACUCCUCAGCCAGAAGCUUAUCUGUUUGGAGAAAAUGCGGAUUUGAAUUUCCUUGGCAGCAAACCAACACCUUUUCCAUAUCCACCUCCACAAGCCAAUGAACCAACAAAAACUCUGAAGUGCUUGGUGAACAUCCGCAAAGAAUCUCUUCGAUUUGUACGUUCUCCAGAAAGUAUUGGUAAAUGUGGGGAUGUAGAUAUUGAAGCAGCAAAAUCAUCCCUUUUCAACAUAGAAUUUACUUUUGAUUGUGAUACAAGGUGUGCCAUAACUAUCUACUACUUCUGUACAGAAGAAGUAACACCAAAUGGCAUAGUUUUUCAUCCUCGGAACCCAGGAAUGAAUUCAGAAACAUUUCAUUACAAACGUGGAAGCAACCAAUUGUUCAGCCAAGCAACUCAUGUAUUUGACCCCAGCUGUUAUUCGGAUGAAGAACUUACAUACAACACUGACAAAGAAAUUAUUCCAAUUGCAAUUCAUUGUGUCGCAGAAGAUGGGAGUGAUGAACCGCAUCAAUCACACACGACAAUAGCUGUUGUAGAUCACCAUUCAGAUGGCACAUACGUUUUGAAAGCACUCAAGCAAAAGCUGUAUGUUGAUGGCCUAUGUUACCUAUUGCAAGAAAUAUAUGGAAUUGAAAACAAAAAUAAUGACACUGCAAAGGCAGCUGGAGAUGAAGACACAGAAGAUAAUGGAUCUGAAUGUGUAAUAUGUAUGUGUGAUGUUAGAGACACUUUAAUCUUACCUUGUAGACAUUUAUGUCUUUGUAACUCUUGUGCAGAUUCUCUUCGCUAUCAGGCAAACAAUUGUCCAAUAUGUCGAGCACCUUUUCGUGCACUGUUACAAAUCAGAGCUCUGCAGAAAUCUUGUACUGUGCCACAGCCAGCAGCUAUUCUUCCACCAGAGGGGAGUUGUGAGAACAUACCAGCUGGAUAUGAUGCUGUUUCUUUAAUAGAAGCCUUAAAUGGACCUCCUAUUUUACGAGCUCUCCCAAUAGCACCUGUUAUGGAUCUGGCAGAAACUCCUGACCAGGAAGUAGCUGUUCAAGCAGCAGAGGUUCUUAACAGAUCUAGUCAGGAGCAGAUACAGUGCACAAAACAAAUUCUGGAACACGAAGAAAAGAGUCCUAGAGACCGUACUAGCCGUGAAGGUUCUGUUUCAUGUACAACUCCAGAAUUCCGUAUGUCAGUCUUGCUAGCCAGAGAGGAUGAAAAUCAUAAAGAACAAUCGAAAUCGCCACUUCUUGUCCGGCACAGUGUGCGUCCUCACAGUAGAGAAAAGAACUCUACAAGACCUCGUGACACAGUCAGACUGGUUAAUGAAAAGACAGUGGAUCAAACUGAGGAAAAUGUUGAUGAUGAUAGUGAAGCAGAGAAGCUUUCACCUUUACUUGAAGUGGCAGGUGUUGUGAGUCCACCAACUACUGUUUCAAUAAUUGGAAAUAAUUUGGAUGAUGAAGAUGAAGAAGAAGAAGAAGAUGAGGAGGAAGAAGAGGAAGUCAUUCAUGUUGACAGUCUGCGAACUAAGGAUGAUCUAGCUACAACGAAUGACAUGCCAACAAGUUUUGUAAGUGAUGCUGCUCUGCCCACUGAUAUGGAUGGAUGUGUAGUUGCUGGUACUGGUGGUGGUGGUGGUGGUGGUGGUGAAGAUUCAGACUAUUACACACCAGAAGACCCAGCAACAACAAUACUCAGUCCUUUGCAUUCAGAAAAGGAACGACCACUGACAAACUCUGAUGUAAUAUCAUCUGUAGAGAGCACACCUGGACGUUGGACAGGCAUUGGUAUUUCACUUCCUGGUACGCCUAUCAGUCACCUGAGUCACAGAUCCAGUGGCGACAGCUACAGUUCCAGCAGCUCAACAAGGCAACUUCUGAAUGGUGGUAACCAUUGUAGCAGAGAAAAGCAAGACUCUUAGUUCAUAAGUCUCUGUGUUAAUGAACAUUCCAACUUUUAUGUUGUGUUUUAAUAGUGAGGUCAUCAAGUGUAAGAUAUUUCAUGGAGUUACCCGAGGGAAUAUUUGAGUGGGCACUGCAUUACACGCACAAUUCUCGAGUAACUCUUCAAGAACACACUAACAUUUGCUUCUGGUCAAAUUUUCUGUUACACUUGUAUUUUUUUCCCUCCUUUGUGUUAAUGGGAAUGAACAUCGUGCCCAUAGUUCUCUGUUGAGUAAUUUGUUUCCAUAAAUAACAUAUUUCAGCUGCUUUAGUACUGGUUGAGGCUUCUAAACUAAUUACCACACAUUUAAAGAUUGAGUAGCAAUGAAGUUAAAACAAGGAUAUGUCAGUGAUUCCAUUCAGUGCAAAAGUAAUGGUAUGAGCUAUGAUUAAUAAAAAAAUUCAGAAUAUUGCCAGUCAAAGAUAGUCCAAACUAUUAUCAUAAUGUAAUCUGUAUAAAGUAAGUGAAUAUGGUUUUUCUCUUCUUUUCCCAUGACAGAGACCCAUGUUUUUAUCACGUUUUGGUAUAGUAAACAUUCAUCUCUGCAGUAGUAAAAAUUGUCAAAGAUAAUGUGUAAUAGGAUUGUUAAUAUUUGAACCCUAUAGUUACUGGCAGUAAUUUUCGCAGCCAUCGUGUACAAGAGUUUAACAUGUAAUUGCAAUUGCUCUAGCAUCAGGACUAUUUAUAAAAAUUUACUGAAAUUUUCGGAAUUAUUAACAGUUAAUCUUUAUUGUGUUUAAAACAGACAUGAACACUCAAAACAGACUUUGAAUCUAGUGUCUUUAAUGCUACCUUUGAACCAGAGUCCUACCUCUCGGUAUCAUCUUAUGAGUUUCAAACUGUUUUGUUAUGAGAGACAGCCUGAAAUUAAUUUAUAAAGAUCUUAACUGUGUCAGCACAGAAAUCCCUAUACUUACAAGAGGAGGCCAUGACGUUGAGAUCACAGAUUUACUUGAAACUUUGUGUGCCUUUAGUAGGCCAUUAAAAUAACAUAAUAUUUUGUGGCUUAUGUACCUGUGUGUGGUCAACUGGUUAGCGCUCAAGCAGCGUAAGACAAACUUCUGUCAGGCAAAAAAUGUAUUUUUUUCAUCACUGGUCAUAUAUUUAGUUUACAUGACGUUUGAGAGAUAAUAUAAUGAAAGAUCACUUGUGUUUGUAUGUAUGAAGUUUCAAUUUAUGUUUUCCAUGUCUGUGACAAAUAUCAUCCAGCAUCGUGUGAUGUCGCAAGCACAUCUGAUGUGUAAUUGUACAUUACUCUUAUGGUCUGGCACAUUAUGACUCACUAUAUUACUGAUGGUGAAUAACUUCAAUUGCAUCAUUAUUUAUUGAGGUUUGACUUGGGCUUUCCAACCCUGUCUCUCAUCCUCGAAAAUUUAAUUACAAAUAGUAAAUAGUUAAAUAACAUAUGAAAUUCACUACAACUUUAUAAAAAUGCAUGUGGGUUUUUCUCAUUAUAUUACCUCUCAAAUAUCAUGUAAAUUACAUAAUGUGAUAAGUGGUGAAAAAAUAUAGAUUAGCAAGUAAAUGCUACAGAGAUUUGAACUGCCGCCUCUUCCUCAACUCACUUCCCACUCGCAAACACUAAUUGCUUGACCACAGUGACAUUUUAUGACUGGCACCUUCGCACCAAUACAUCACUUAUGUAAUAGACACGUAAAAUUUCUCGUUAUUUUCGCAGAAUUUCCAGAGUAGUGCACCUAAUUACUUGCACAGUUUUAAUAUCCCCGUAAAGGUGUAAAAAGUUUGAACUAAAUCUGUGAUUCCAGUGUCGUGGCCUUCCCUUGUUAGUUAAAGUAAACAGAUGGCAGAGCAAUAUUGUUUUAUCUGUGUCAUUGCAACUGGCGAGUGUAUAGUUAGGUCACUGCCAUACUUCCCGCCUUGAAGGAUAAGUUAAUAAUAAUAAAACUGGUAGCAAUUUUUGAAAGAUUCAGAAAUGUACAUUCCAAUUGCCUUAUUAGAAAUAAGUGUGGGAAUAAAUGCUGUGCUAUGUAGUCACAGGGAAUGACGGGCUGUCCACAUUUGUAUGUGCUUGCCUGUAUCUUCGAAUGCUAAUAUAGUUUCAGUGAUCAAUUAAUCAAAAUUCAUUUAGAUUGAAGAGCAAAUGUGAUUUUGGAAAACGCUUAUCACUACUCUUGUAAUGUUAAGUUACUGUCAUGUAAACUUGAUUUUACUUUACAUAUCGAGGUGUUCUGAUUUCGUACACAAACACAUUCCAUAAAUGUAUUCCAGCUAACUUCUCUCAUGCUUAUAUUUAAGACCAUAUUGGAUAUAAAUCUCCAUAAUACAGUAUUAGUUUAUACAUCCAGAGGUUAAGUGCAAGUAAUCCUUAAAUAUCAUUUUUCAUUUUAGUGUAUGUGUACAUACAGAAUUUACAAACUAAAAAACCUGUAUGCUGUAAAAGAAAGGAAAAGAAACCAAACAAUGCCAUUGACAAAUGAAAUAAAUGAAGUUUUAUUUUGAGUGUAUAAUUGACUUGAAUGGCAUUCUUCUCCACAAGAUACUUUCUCAAUACCCUUUUUGGCAUUGGAUCAAAGAUUCUGAACUUUGUAGAUAAUUGUUGUGUAAAUUGAAGAUUAAUACUGUUAUAAUAAAGCACGGUUAUGGUACACACAUAACUGAAUAAAAUGAA